AAGGAAUUACUCAUUAUUUUGAUUUAUAGAAUUUAUGAAAAGAAAUUUCAUAAUUAAUUCUUUUUUUUUUAAAAAAAAACCCCCCCUCGUUUAAAAUUUUAUAAAUAAAAACUUAUAAAAAAUAAAUUAAAUAAAAAAGCUUACUUAAUUAAGAUUUAGCUUAUUUGUUUACUUUAUUAUACGUUCUUAAAUCUUAAGUAUUGAUUAUGGAUCACUUACUUAAAUCGCACUAUGGCUAUUAACGCGUCUAAGGCCUCUUUGAAAAAACGCGAAUUAAUCGAUUUAACUGGUGACGACGACAUAGAUGAAGAGGAGAAAAGAAAGGAAGAAGAGAAAGGGGGAUUUGUAGUUUUGGAUGGAUUUCGCCGACCGCUACCCUCAAUGGGGCAGACUCCUUCCACCCCCGUCAACGACGAACAGUCUCGACCACAGUCACAAACGAAGUCGAACUCACGUUUGGCCAACGCCAACGCCAACGCCAACGCCAAUGUCACGCCUAGUGCCGUGAGAUCGAAACAUAAAGACAAGCACACAUGCACUCCUUCCAAACAACCUACUCCAUCUAACCGACCAUUACAAUCAUCUUCAUCUUACACUCAGCAUUUGUCCGUACACGAUCGCCCUCCCAAGCGCCGGAAGCUACAGGAUGGGGCAAGUCACAAAGUGGCCUCCCCCGCGGUAAACACCAAGACUUUGACGAAAUGCCUCCAAUUUCAAGUGUUCCCACACCUCGAGCGUGCUGUCAAGCAUCUAGACAGGAAGGUUUACGAUGUAGAGAAACUCGGUGCGAAGGUCAUCUGGAGCAUUGCGGAUAGUGACUUUGAGCAGAGAUUUCAUGAUAAUAAUGGUCGUCUUCCGCCUGAUACCGAAGCUUUGGUUAUAACACGCAUUCACGAACUCGUAGGCCAAUUUACAAAGGGAAAUGAAUUUCGCCUCAGCCAAGCUUCUUUGGAGCCGAUAUCGACGCCAGCUCCUAAGCCUAGCCUACAACCAGUCGCCUCGAUCUUACCUUCCAUUGAAAUCCCACCUAGUGAUACACUACCUGACAGGCUGCCUACCUCGCUGCCUGCAAAGGAAGAUCGUGAUGCCGGCAACAACAUUAAUGAUAAGGAAGGCGAUUAUGUAUACGAAGAUGUAGGUAAAUCCGAGCAAGUAGAGUCAUGGCACGUCCAGACACCUCCUCCAAAGCCAAAGCCGAAGAACAAGACCCUCGCCACACCACAACAGGUUCGAACAAGAUUAAAAGCAACACAGUGGCAGUCAGGUAAGCCUUACGAGUUUAAGAAAGAGGGGUCGCCUAUUCAGGUAAGGAACUCGUGGUUCGGCUUACCUCUACGGCCAUAUCUACCAGCAAGAACACGCCAACAGAUUGCAGCCGGAGUAAACCGUGGGCGUCCUUUCCACCUUCAGCCCGAUGACCUACGUGAACCAAGUGUAUACCAUGUCGACUUCAGCGACGAAGAAAUCAGGUAUAUUCGAUAUAUCAUGAGGUGCUUGCGUGGAAAAUCGGCAACCAAACCUGAUAUAUCAGAUCUCCAUGAUUUGCGUUAUCUAUUGAAGAAAUAUGGUGGACUGAGAGACCGCUUUGUUGAAGCCCAUGGCCAGAAAUAUGCCCGCUUCAAAAAUCCGCCUUCAUCUUUAGUGAAGCGCUCUCUGGAGGAUGUCCAGAAUUUCCUGGAUGAUGCAGAACAGGACCAGGUCGGCCUAGGACGCAAAUUGCUAUAUAUCAAACGAGACAAUGCUGGUGCUCGUAGUGAUUUCGCUAGGACAGACAAUAUUCCGAAUCUGCUAUUAGCCAGGGAGAUUGCCGGUAACCGCCUCGGAGCUACUAGACGAUACCUAAACUUUCAUGAGGCGUUCAAAUGUAGCCGGGAAGAUUAUAUGGAACCGAGGAUCGAAUGGACGAAUUGUGCGGGAGAUUUGAUGACGUUUAGCUGGAUGGGAAAUUCCACAGACUUCGUCUGCGGCACAACUACCCAUUCAGAUUCCCAUAACCAGCAAUACAACAAGCCUGGAAAUCUCUUGUUCGGCUCGACGGUGACCAAAAAUCUCCUAGCAUCCCCUGAACACCGAAUUCCCCGUCCUGUAGUUGCACACGGCGACAAUGCCUUGGCGUCGAUGAGGGAGAGUCAAGACCCUUGGCUUUUCACGUCAGUAGUUUCGUCAGACUACGAUCCUGCCAUGGGGUUUGCUUUCACGGCGAGCUACGACAACACGGUCAAGGUCUGGGAUGGAAGUUCUCGGCUGGUAAAGGAAACAUGGCACCACGAAGGGCGUGUCAAUUUCGUCCUGGCGAACAAACAGGAAGACUGUAGCAGGGUAGCCACAGCUGCUGAUGUCCCUACAAGAGCUGUGCGGGUCUAUCAGGUGGAGCGAAGAGACAACGUGGCCGGGUCAUAUACAUAUGAUGAGUAUUCGUGUAAAAGAGUUCACGGUGAAGACUACAUCCCCUCUGAUAAGUGGGCUUACUUUCCUUCCGCAAUCCGUUGGGGCAUACUGCCGAGUAUGAAGCAUCUUCUCCUAAUCGGUUACUCUCCUCGGAGUCUAAGCGGCGACGACAACGAUAUACCCGAAGAUAAGUCCGACACGGGUGAGCUUUGCCUCUGGGAUACCACCACGAAGACGGAGGUCAAAGUAAAUAGUGCGGCAACUGCAAAUGUGUUCGAGGUGGCGUGGCAUCCCUCCCGGCCAAGCUUCGCCGCGGCAACAUCAGCGUCCCAGACUUCGGAGAAGAUUGAAGAACAUGUUCGGACGCAAAUUCGGUUGUUUGAGCUCAACGAAUUGACCGGCCAGUACACUGUGGUCAAGAAAUUAGAUUGUCCGGCUAUUGAUAUCAACGAGCUUCUGAUCAGACCCAAUAGCACUUUGUACUCGUACGUCGUUGCUGGUUGCACCGAUGGCAAGGCAUACGUCUGGGACUCGGCGUGGACUGAUGAUCCCAUGUGCGUCCUAGAUCAUGGUGAACCGGUCGAAGAAUUCAUUGGCGAUCGAGAGCACGAAGACGUCGGAGUCAAAUUCAUUGCUUGGGCUACCACAACGGACCGUCUAUAUACCGGCUCGUCUGAUGGGGUAGUCAAGAUAUGGAAUAUACGACACGGGAAUGGGGUUCUAGUGAGAGACCUCAUCGAAGUUGCUGCACCCAUCACAGCUGGGGCCUUUUCUCCCGACUUCACGAAACUACUAAUUGGAGAUGGCAGUGGACGAGUCUAUCUCCUAGACCUAGAUGGUGACGAUGAGGAUAGUUCAAAUGCCGCUUCCUCUGGAUUUUUAAAUCUCCAACUUGAUGGAAAGCAGCGAGCAAUUCGACGACCUCGUCCCAUAACUUUACAUAAGGACAUAUCUCCACCUCACCCUCCCCCGAGCCACGGAGGGAAUAAUCCAGAAUGGCCUGAAGAGUCUGACCUCGAGUCCCGAGGAUACGGAAUCGGGCAGAAGAGGGCUAAGCAAUACUUAAAUAAACAACAACUAAUCCUCCACCCGAAUCCUACUAUUGGCGCUCUCCAAGGUCCGGCGUAUGCUGAAACGGCACUUUAUCGAGCAGAAGCCCAUAUUGGUCGGGACGUAGAAUAUGAUCUCAUUUCUGGAUACGAAUUUCUACAGUGGAACAACCAAGAGUCCUUACGGGGAGCCCGGAUUCGCAAACAAAGGGAUAUGGAUAUAAACAAGUGGCCAAAGUCUAAACGGCAGCUUCAUAAGCUGAAUAGGCAAUUGGAUUUGGGCAUCGACAGCCUUGAUGCACGUAUUCGCUCCCAGCUCUUAUCUGAAGGAGCUGAGCUUGAUGUGUCCCCACUAGACCUAGACUAUGAGACCGAGUAACUAGUGGACGCGAAUCGAAUCGAAUCGUCGAAGUUGUUAUGGCUAUUAAUUCAACAUGAAGAGGCAUCUAAUAUAACACAAAUUGUAUAUA
Messenger RNA from Hypoxylon fragiforme, 3907 nucleotides. RefSeq names its product WD40 repeat-like protein. Gene Ontology annotation, cellular component: TORC2 complex; TORC1 complex. Gene Ontology annotation, biological process: regulation of actin cytoskeleton organization; TOR signaling. NCBI's taxonomy places the organism in Eukaryota, Fungi, Ascomycota, Sordariomycetes, Xylariales, Hypoxylaceae. Gene Ontology annotation, molecular function: protein binding. The record is from RefSeq and is a predicted model, not a curated record. The coding region runs from base 232 to 3816 and encodes 1194 amino acids. The transcript has 4 exons.